This is a messenger RNA of Glarea lozoyensis ATCC 20868, 624 nucleotides long. RefSeq lists its product as uncharacterized. The transcript has 5 exons. Bases 1 to 624 code for a protein of 207 amino acids. Lineage: Eukaryota; Fungi; Ascomycota; Leotiomycetes; Helotiales; Helotiaceae. The record is from RefSeq and is a predicted model, not a curated record.
AUGGUUCAUUAUUUCUUAAUAUACACUUUGAUUUUCCUGAAAUGCAUUUCAGCUCUUACCCCACCCCCAGAAAACUUCACACUCACUUCUAUUACGUAUGCUGGAACUGGCUGUCCCGCCGGGUCAAUUGCAGCUCGGCUGUCUCCUGAUCGCACGAAGCUGAUUCUAUCCACUGAUGGAUUUGCUGUACAGUCAGGCGAUCCCACAUACCCAGCUUCUGCUCUUCGAAAGAUAUGCCAAGUCUCUAUAGCGCACGACUAUCCCACAACCCAUCAGUACCGCAUAGUGGCCCCAAAGAUCACUGGCCUCAUCAACAUCUCAAAAAAUGUCAACGCGACGACAAAUUUCGCAGUCUACUAUCCCGCUUUCGACAGCCCUAUACCGGCCUUCAAGGCGACCAUUGAGGGUCCAACAUAUGGAUUAACUGAAUGGAAUUUGACACAGAGCCAGCCUGAGUGGCCGGAAAGUGGAUGGUCUCCAUGUGGUGGACCCUCUGCACGAACGCUGAAUUUGAAUGUUCAAAACAGGUUGUACGUGAAGAACGUGACCGUUGAUGAAGGCAGAGCUGAGAUCUACACUUUUCUUUUCGACUUGGAAUGGCGGAAUGAGUACUGUCACAGUUGA